CAAAAUAGAAAAAAGGUGUUAAAGUAUCGGGGGAGCGGUGGGUCUGAAAAGGGUACAGAAAGUACAGUCGGCUGGAAAAAAAACACAGUUUGACAAGAUGAACAGCGCAGCUGUAUAUCCGCCUCUUAAUGCCCCUGCUGCAAACCCGUUCCCAAACAUACCUGGCUAUGAAGGAAUUGCAGGAGGUGCUGCCCUGCCUCCUCCUAUACCUUUACAGCCAGUAACUCCACCGCAGCCUGCCCCCACUCCUGAUGACUGGAAAAUCCCUGAACUGUCAGAGGAGGAGGCUCGUGCUGCAUUCAAGGACUAUGUGGAAUCCCAGUGCUGCUACAGGUCAGGUCCCGCAGAGGAGGGUGUGAUCACCAGCCUGGAGUCAUUUAACACAUACAGGUUGCGUCUGGAGACGUUCACAGAGUCCAGAAAAACUGAAAUGGCUGAGAAACCUUAUGAAGGAGAAAUGGCUGACUUCUACGCUCAGCCCGCCCCCACACCCUGGCAGGUUCAGGCCAAUACCCCCAACCUCUUCAAAGAGGAUACUCAGGAGAUCCGUGUGCCCUACACCUCCUCCAUUAAGGAAUGUAACCCCUGCCGUGGGGAGGGGAAAAUUCCCUGCGAAGACUGCAAUGGAAAUGGAUAUAAACCAUGCAGGAUCUGCAAUGGCUCUGGAAAUAAUGACAACCAACGAUGUUUGAGCUGUGAUGGAACAGGAAAGGACAGUUGUUCCAAGUGCAACGCUGAGGGGAAAAAAAAGUGCAAAACCUGCAAUGGGAAAAAACAACUGUUGACCUUUAUAAAACUAACAGUGAAGUGGACUAACAAUAAGGACAUCCACGUGGAGGAGCAAAACUGUGGCCUUAACAGUAAUAAGAUUGAAUCUGUGAAUGGGAAGGAGUUGUUCACGACCAGCCAGAACAGGGUCUACCCGCUGUAUGGGUUCCCAAACCCAGCCAUCGCUGAAGCCUCCGACCGUCUGAUCAAAGAGCAUCAAUCCAAGUUUGAGCAGACCACCCGGAUCCUGCAGCAGAGGCUUACGGUCGAGUUGGUCCCUGUCACUAAGGUGAACUACAAGUGGAAAGAUAACAUUCACGUCUUCUAUGUCUAUGGAAAUGAGAGGAAAGUCAGUGCCGAAGAUUACCCAGAAACCUGCUGCUGUGUCAUCCUGUAGACAGAAAAAAAAAACUUGGUUUUCAUUCAACUCAAAUCUCCCUUAUAUGCCUUAAAUUUAAUUUUUUUUUUUCCUUCACCAUCUGUUUAUAGUAAGGUUUACAUUAUUACACGGUUCCUUGGUUUCUUUUCACCAUUUUAUAAUGAUAUUCUAUAACCCAAAGGUAAGACUGGAUUUGAAUUUGCUCUCGAAUCAGUUUUCUUUGUCUUUUUUGUCUUUUACCUCAGAUAUACGAUUGUCAUUGAACUCUUUUAUUAUGUCUCAGCUAUUACAUUGAUACCUCAUAUACAUAUGAUUAAAUGGGUCAGUGCCAACAAAAGCCAUAUUAUUCACAACAUAAUCUUAUAGUUACAAAGAACAAAAUAAGCCACUGAUAAAGUCAUUGAUAUAUGCAUUUAUAUACAGUAUGUCAGUUUUAGAGCUAGUGCACCAUCAUUGAUGCUUGUUUUGUGUCUGAGCCUCAUCAUCAUUAUUCAGUGAAGAGUUUAGUAGAAGAACAGAAAUCAGUCAGCUUUAUUAGGAUUCUCUUAAGUUUAAAUACAUGUCUUCUUACCUGAAGAUCUGUUCUCACUGCAAUAGGUGGAUUACCUUUAUUGAAGACCAACAGUGUUCUGUACAGAAUAACAUACCUCUUUUCAUCACAAAAAAUGCCUUGUUUAUUAAAAAAUAUUCAAAAGUGUGUUCUUUAAAUAACAAAAAUGAAAGAAGGUUUGAAGCCGCAGCAGAUUCAGUGUUAUGUCUGCUAGGUA
This is a messenger RNA of Cyprinodon variegatus (sheepshead minnow), 1914 nucleotides long. RefSeq names its product protein SSUH2 homolog. The transcript has 12 exons. The coding region runs from base 98 to 1165 and encodes 355 amino acids. The record is from RefSeq and is a predicted model, not a curated record. NCBI's taxonomy places the organism in Eukaryota, Metazoa, Chordata, Actinopteri, Cyprinodontiformes, Cyprinodontidae.